AUGACUGACGCAUACCUGCAUGAGCUCACAUACUCCACGUCGAGGCCACGCAGUGAAUUGCUCAUCUUUAAUAAAGCGGGCCCAAAGACAACUGCGACAAAGAAGCCGACAUUCUGUCAAGUGGUGUUGCCAUACUGCAAAGGCUACUGUGACAUUGCCUCCGUGCAUGGCGUACGCUAUCUGUCCGACCCCAAACUUUACUACUUCGAACGCGUCAUCUGGCUACUGCUGUUGAUCGCCACCACCUCCGGCUGCCUGUACGUUUACGAUGAUUUGGCCGAUUUGUACUAUUCGCAACGCAUACAAACGAUUGUCGAAGACUCCAUUGCGCCCAUCUUCACUAAGCCAUUCCCGGCGAUUGGCAUAUGUCCACGCAACCGCAUCAAUUGGCCGAAACUUUUGGAGGCGCAUGAAAUAUUUCUCGCACGGAAUGCCAGCGACGAGGUUGUGCAGACAUUUCGUCGCUUCUUCGCCAUAAUGGGCGAUUUCAGCUUUAACAAUUUCUACCAUUUGCGGCAGCUGUAUGGACUUGAUUUGAAUCUGACACUGCUGGACGAUGUGGACAUAAUGGAGGUUAUGCGUUAUGUUGGCUUCACAUGCGAUGAAAUGUUCGUGCAACCCUGCCAUUGGCGGCGCAACGCAUAUAAUUGUUGUGAUCUCUUUUCCAUGGAACGUACGGAAUAUGGGUUUUGCUUUGUCUUCAAUUCGGUAAUCACAGAGCAGGGGCGCGAGCGAAUGCUUAGAAACCGCUAUUAUCCGUAUCACAAUUCGAAGACUACCGAGUUAUCUGGUUUGGAUGUUGUCAUAAAUCUUGACGAGACCAAACAACCGCCAAAUUUCAGUCUCUCAAAUGGAAUAUAUGUUAUGGUGAAAAAGGCGGACCAAUGGCACAGUACCCCACGCUUUAUCAAUUAUAAUACAUACACAAAACUACCGGUUGUACCACAAUUUACCUUAACCGACGAAAGAACACGUGAUGUAACACCAGAAGAGCGACGGUGCUUGUUUGAAGACGAAGACGAUCAUCCUCUUUACAAGAAAAUCCCAGGUUUGGAAUAUCGACGUGGCAACUGUUUCGCACGCUGUCAUCAAGAAUAUGUUUUCAAGCUAUGCAAAUGCAAUUUGCGAGUGUUCUUUCCACAGGAUGAAAGUGAUAAUAUAACGGCAUGUACUGCAAAGGAUUUCAAGUGUCUCUAUGAAUAUAGAGAUAUUUUCGAAUCCGACACUCGCGUGUCGGAAAGUGAGUAUGUCGAGACCGUGUCCAAUAACACUAUGAUUUGUAACUGUUUGAGUAGCUGCAAUCAGCUGAUUUACGUCACCAAUUAUAUAAGUGAGCCGUUAGAAGACCAAACAUGCGGAGCUCUCCAUAAUCAUUCAACGUCAUCGACUAAAAUAUCAGAUAGGAAAAUAUUUGCAAAAGAUGUUAAACCCAAAUGUAUAUUACAAUAAAACUGAUUUGGCUAUUUAGACGGGCAUUUUGGACGAGAAGAGAUUACCGAUAUGAUUUUCAAUGGUUGAUCCGUCACGUCAGUGGUCGCUGCAGUAGGAAUGAGGGUAAAAAAAACUAUAUCUUAUAGUUAAUUUCAUCCGCACAACACUAAUAUCACACAUAUAUUUUUCGUUAUAAUCGUGAAUACAAGAUUUCUCUGGUGAACCGAUGUCUGUGCACACAGUGGUUACUUACUAGAAAAAUAGUUACCGGUGAAUGAAAAUAUAGGGUCUAAGACAAUCGAAUAUUUUUGAAAGAUGAAAAAUGUGGCAUUUUAAUGAAGGCAUGAUUGUUAUUUUAGAGGGUAAUAUGUUAAAUACACUGGAAUCAACAUCCAUAAAUUUAUAUAAUGGGUAUAAUUCUGAAAUACGCAUUUUUAAAAUUUUUGUCUCAAUUGAAAGAUGUACGUUCAAGACUAUUUCUGGCUCAAGCUCCAACCGACUAAAGAUCAAAUUUAGUUCAAAAGAUGUUUCGUUAAGUUUUAUAUUAUUUAUUUAUUCAAAUUAAAUAUUUUAAAUAUUUUGUAAAAAUAAUAACUCUCUAUGUAAAUUCAAUUAAUUUAAAAAAUAUUAAAUUAAAAGAAAAUAAGGAUAUUAAUGUAAUAAUAUUUGUUUUGUUAUUUAUAACUAAAGUAUGUUGCAUGAAAGACUAAUUUCUUAAAUAU
Bactrocera oleae (olive fruit fly) is the source of this 2153-nucleotide messenger RNA. Its product is annotated as pickpocket protein 19. Gene Ontology annotation, molecular function: ligand-gated sodium channel activity. The record is from RefSeq and is a predicted model, not a curated record. Gene Ontology annotation, biological process: sodium ion transmembrane transport. NCBI's taxonomy places the organism in Eukaryota, Metazoa, Arthropoda, Insecta, Diptera, Tephritidae. Gene Ontology annotation, cellular component: plasma membrane.